AUGCGUUGUGCAGAUAUUUCUGUUGGCAUUCUGCUACAACUGGCAAGUGAUGCUUUACCAAAUGAUAUGGCCUUGUCUCUUGCCUAUCUACUUGCAUUGCCGCAGGUGGUAGAUGCCAACAAAUGCUUUGAAAAGCAAUUACAUUCUGCGUUAUCUCUCCAGCUGGCAAGUUAUUACUAUAGCCUGCAGAUCUAUGCUCGUUUGGCACCAUGUUUCAAGGACAAAUGCCACCCUCUCUACAGGGCUGAUCCAAAAGAGUUGAUUCAGGUGGUCACUAAGUAUGUUAGUCAGUAUGGCUAUACAGACUGGCCUGAAGAAAUCGCCACUUUGAUAAAUCAGCUGCAUUACUACAAUGAACGACUACUGGAUUUUACCCAGGCUCAGAUUCUGCAAGGACUUGGCAAAGGAGUGGAUGUGCAGAGGUUUACAGCAGAUGGGCAGUACAAGAGAGAAACAAUACUAGGAUUGGCAGAAACACUUGAGGAAAAUGUCUACAAGAUUGCUGUUUCUUUGGCUCAGCGAUACAGUGUUCCACUUUGGGAAGUUUACAUGACCCAUCUGGAAUUUUUAUUCACUGACAGUGGGUUAUCAACACUGGAAAUAGAAGAAAGAGCACAAAGUCUUGGUCUCUUUGAGACUUUGAAAACCAGUCCGGAAACCUUACAUGAACACAUGGUUAAAUAUGUCUACCCAAGUAUUGAAGGUAGAGAUCACCAGCGAUUGCUUUAUUAUUUUACACUCCUUGAAAACUGUGGCUGCUCAGAAAUGGUGAAGCAUGCUGUUAAACCUGAAACUCACAUCCGACUCCUGAAAAAGUUCAAAGCAGUUGCACCAGGUCUUAAUUAUAAAAAGCUAACAGAUGACAAUGGAAACCCAUUGGAAACACUGGAGCCCAUCCUUACAAGUCAAAAUAUCUUGUCUAUUUCCAAACUGGCUCCCAAAAUUCCUAAAAAGGAUGGCGGCAUGCUGUCACCAAGUGCUAUUUAUGCUGUCUGGUUACAAAAACUUUUUUGGGAUAGUGAUCACCAUCUCAUUAAAAAAAGACCAGAAACCAUGGAUGAGUGGCUACAUGCAUAUGAUGUGUGUUCAAAGUACUUGGAUAGACUUGAUCCAGGUGAUAUCGUCACUGUUAUUGAUGAAAUUACCUUUUCUUCAAAAGCUGUCACAAAGCUGCCUGUUGAAGCUAGGAUAGAAGUGACCAAGAAGGCUAUUAAAGCAGUCAAACAUAUUUCUGAAAAAUCAAGAAAAAAAACUUCUGAGAAUGACAUGGAAGACGCUGAAAAUGCAUCUGUUGCUUAUGAAGAAACUCUGAAUCACCUGAAGCAGUCUCUUGCUCAUCUGGAAACACUCACUCAUAGUUUUAUUACUUACUUGAAAAACAGCGAACAGGAUAAACUACAGAAUUAUGCCUAUUUAUAUGAUUUGUCAAGGUCAGAGAAAGAAAAAAUCCGUGAUCAAGCAGUAACUAUGUGUAUAGAUGGUCAACCCCUGGACAUGAUACAACAGUUUUUACAAGUGCCUGUUGGAGAUGCAGGUCUUUCUCCCAAGGAUGUUGUCCAGUGUGCUAUUAAAAAAAUUGUGUGUGCAUUAAGUGGAAAUGGUGACUCAUCUCCAGCAGUGAAAGAUCCACUUAGAAUCUUAGAGGGCAUCGUUUCUGCAGUGCAUGCAAGUGUUGAGAAAGGGGAGAAAGUAGUUUCUUCAGAUGACCUUCUGGAGUGGUUGAGACCUUUCUGUGGUGAUGACUCUUUAGCAGUGAAGCCUCGCAUCAGAGUUUUGCAAAUUCUGGAGCAAGCCUUCCAUCUCAGUGAUGAGGAUAGCAAGCUACUUGCGUAUUUCAGGACACAAGCUGUUCUCAGAGCUUGCUGGCCUGAAACAAAG
Molecule: messenger RNA, 1878 nt
Organism: Eurypyga helias (sunbittern)
Lineage: Eukaryota; Metazoa; Chordata; Aves; Eurypygiformes; Eurypygidae
Product: neuroblastoma-amplified sequence-like
Exons: 11
Biological process (GO): retrograde vesicle-mediated transport, Golgi to endoplasmic reticulum
Cellular component (GO): endoplasmic reticulum membrane; Dsl1/NZR complex
Molecular function (GO): SNARE binding
Source: RefSeq, a predicted model, not a curated record